AAGUGAUCAGCGAACAUGCAUGAUCAUCAAGGCAAAGCUCGUGUUCAUGACCACUUGGACGAGGUACAAAACCUCAGUCUGCCGGCCUCCAUUCUGUUUCCAUGUUACCAUCAUAUCCAUCCAUUAUGCGCUCACUAUAUCUUCUAGCGUCUUCGACUUUGGCAUUUCUGGCCCAUGCUGCUGAGAACAGCACUUGUUCAGAAGAUCUUAAUGCCUUGAGCGUUGCAAACCUUGACGACGUUCGAGGUAACCUGUACCUACCUCCUUCUGCCAGAGGCGGUCAAAGCAUUACAUGGAGCAGCAGCGACGAGUCUGUCGUCUCGAGCGACGGAAUCGUCAAAAGACAAAGCAUCACAACCCAAGUAGGAUUGACAGCCUCGAUCGAUUGUGAUGGAACGCCAGCUAGCCGCGAAUUCAAGGCUUCUGUUCGCCAAGCAGUUGAGAUUGGUCCCUACGAGGGCUACGCGUUUGCAUAUUUCACCAACAACUCACGCUCAGGCGAGAAUAUCUUCUUCGCUGCCAGUCAUGGGAACGAUGCUUUAUCCUGGCAAGAGCUUAAUGGGGCGCAGCCCGUUCUAAAAUCGACCUAUGGUACGACUGGACUCCGCGAUCCCUUCAUCAUUCGCUCCCAUGAAGGUGACACCUUUUACCUCAUCGCUACCGACCUGUCCAUUGGUUCCGGUACCUCUUGGGGCGAUUCAGUCAAGUUUGGAAGUCGCUACUUGGAAGUCUGGGAGUCUCAUGACCUCAAGACGUGGUCGGAGCAACGUCACGUACUGGUUUCGCCUGCUGAAGCUGGCAACACUUGGGCUCCCGAAGCUUACUACGACGAAAGUAUCGGUUCAUACGUCGUCUUCUGGGCUUCCUCGCUUUACAACUCUACCGAUGUCAACCGCACUGAACCAACUUACCAUCGUAUGCUGUAUGCCACCACUCGCGACUUCGUCACUUUUAGUGAGCCACAAAUUUGGCAAGACGCUGGCCUGUCACGCAUCGACUCCACAAUCCUGAAGGAAGGCAGCAUCUAUUACCGCUUCACCAAGGACGAAGGAGCCGCUGCAACUGGUUGUACCGACAUCAUUCAGGAGAAGUCCACAUCCCUUAGGGCUACACUGGAGUCCUGGACCACCGUUGCUACCUGUAUUGGCAAAAAGGCUGGCACUAGCGGCGUGGAGGGUCCGACUGCGUUCAAGUCUAACCCUGGCGAUGUGAAUGGAGACAAGUUCUAUCUGUUUGUCGACGAGUUUGGCGGCCGCGGGUACAUUCCUCUGUCAACCAAGGAUAUCGCUAGCCCCAACUGGACAGUGCCGGCGGGUUACAAGCUUCCUCCUAGCCCUAGACACGGCACCGUACUACCUAUUACUGCUGCUGAACUCGCUAGCCUCACAGCAAGUACGACCAAUACAUCCAAGCGUACGACGUCUGCUGCGGGAGGUUCACCCGUGCUCAAGGGCUAUUUUGCCGACCCCAACAUUGCUGUGUUCGACAAGACUUACUACAUCUACCCCACGACCGACGGCUUCCCUGGUUGGGGAGGUCAGGUAUUCUACUCGUGGAGCUCGCCCAACUUGGUAAAUUGGACGAGAAGUGAGCAACCCUUCCUUACCCUGAACGGCACCAACGGCAAUGUACCAUGGGCGACUGGCAACGCGUGGGCUCCCACUAUCGCCGAGAAGGAUGGUAAAUACUACUUUUACUUCAGUGGCCAGAAUCCCACGUACGACCGAAAGACCAUCGGCGUCGCAAUUGCAGACUCGCCCACUGGACCUUUCACCGCCGAACCGACUGCUAUGAUUCUCAACAAUGAGCGCCUCACCACAGGUCAAGCUAUCGACGGCGAUGUGUUUUUGGAUCCUGUUAGCGGGAAGUACUACUUCAUCUGGGGUAACGGCCAACCCCUUCUUGCAGAGCUUAGCGAGAACAUGAUUUCGAUCGAAUGGGCCACUGCUCAGAACAUCACCGGUCUAGAAGACUUCCGCGAAGGUCUCUUCAUCAACUACCGCAAAGGACUUUACCAUCUCACAUACUCGAUCGAUGAUACAGGCUCCGAGAACUAUCGCGUUGGCUAUGCCACUUCUACCUCGAUCACAGGACCUUACACUUACCGCGGUGUACUAUUGCAGAAGGAUGUCAGUCAAGGUAUUUUGGCUACAGGACACAACUCCAUCAUCAACGUGCCGGGUACGGAUGAAUGGUAUAUCGCAUAUCACCGUUUCGCCAUUCCAGGAGGUGACGGCACGCACAGAGAGGUGACAAUCGACAAGGUGACCUUUGAUGAAAAAACUGGCCUGAUGAACACUGUUUUACCUACGUUGAGUAGUGUGGAGCCAUUCCCGGUUCCUUGUAACUGAUUGCUUGUGCUCUAUGGCGUAGCUUAGAUACGAUUAUGACGCUGCAUGAAUAAGAUCUCCUUUCCUUGACGUAAGACACAUUUGUGCCAGCACGGCUGAAGGAGGUGGAGCUUAUCGU
This is a messenger RNA of Aureobasidium subglaciale EXF-2481, 2469 nucleotides long. Its product is annotated as glycoside hydrolase family 43 protein. NCBI's taxonomy places the organism in Eukaryota, Fungi, Ascomycota, Dothideomycetes, Dothideales, Saccotheciaceae. The coding region runs from base 126 to 2351 and encodes 741 amino acids. The record is from RefSeq and is a predicted model, not a curated record. The transcript has a single exon. Gene Ontology annotation, biological process: carbohydrate metabolic process. Gene Ontology annotation, molecular function: hydrolase activity, hydrolyzing O-glycosyl compounds.